AUGUCGACACUUGAGGACCUCGACGACCUUGAGCGCGAAAACAGAGACAAGAAGCAAGACCAAGAUGGCGACGACAAGAAGCUCGGCGGCGAUGAUGAUGCCGACAUGGAAGACGCCGACAAGAAGGAGGAUGAGGAGGAGCUCUUAGACGAGGAAAUCUUGCACUCAAGCACGGCAGACAUCGUCAAGCGACGGCGGAUGUUGGAGAAUGAGAUGCGGAUUAUGAAGAGCGAGUUUCAACGCUUGACACACGAACAAAGUACAAUGAGGGAGAAGGUUAAGGAUAACCAAGAAAAGAUUGAGAACAAUAGACAACUACCAUAUCUCGUUGGAAAUGUUGUCGAGUUAUUGGAUCUCGAUGUAGAGGCUGAUGCAGCAGAGGAAGGGGCCAAUAUCGACCUGGAUGCCACCCGCGUAGGUAAAUCCGCUGUCAUCAAGACCUCGACUCGCCAGACUAUCUUCCUCCCCCUUAUCGGCUUGGUGGAUCACGAGAAGCUGAAGCCCGGUGAUUUGAUCGGUGUCAAUAAGGACUCAUAUCUUAUCCUGGAUACACUGCCAGCUGAGUAUGAUAACCGUGUCAAGGCGAUGGAGGUGGACGAGAAGCCAACGGAGAAGUACACGGAUAUCGGUGGUCUUGAUAAGCAGAUCGAAGAGAUUGUGGAGGCUAUUGUAUGGCCGAUGAAGGAAGCAGAACGUUUCAAGAAGAUCGGCAUCAAGGCUCCAAAGGGUGCUUUGAUGUACGGACCCCCCGGAACUGGUAAAACCCUCCUUGCCCGAGCUUGUGCCGCCGAAACAAACGCCACAUUCCUGAAGCUUGCCGGUCCACAACUGGUCCAGAUGUUCAUCGGUGACGGUGCCAAGCUGGUGCGCGACUGCUUCGCCCUAGCCAAGGAGAAGGCCCCGUCAAUUAUCUUCAUUGACGAGCUGGACGCCGUCGGCACAAAGCGUUUCGACUCCGAGAAGUCCGGUGACCGUGAAGUACAGCGUACUAUGCUGGAACUUCUGAACCAACUGGACGGGUUCGCCUCAGACGACCGUAUCAAGGUUCUAGCCGCGACUAACCGAGUUGAUGUGCUUGAUCCCGCUCUGCUUCGUUCCGGCCGUCUUGAUCGCAAGAUCGAAUUCCCCUUGCCUAACGAGGAAGCUCGUGCCAACAUCUUGCAGAUCCACUCGCGGAAAAUGUCAGUUGAGGACAGUGUCAACUGGGCUGAAUUGGCUCGUAGCACAGACGAGUUUGGUGGUGCGCAGCUGAAGGCUGUCUGUGUUGAGGCUGGUAUGAUCGCUUUGCGAAAGGGUUUGAGCAAGAUUGGGCAUGAGAACUACGUUGAUGCUAUCGCUGAAGUUCAGGCCAAGAAGAAGGAUAUCAACAUGGGCAUCUAUGUCUAG
Messenger RNA from Penicillium angulare, 1386 nucleotides. RefSeq names its product proteasome regulatory particle base subunit RPT5. Lineage: Eukaryota; Fungi; Ascomycota; Eurotiomycetes; Eurotiales; Aspergillaceae. The transcript is spliced from 3 exons. Gene Ontology annotation, biological process: proteasome-mediated ubiquitin-dependent protein catabolic process. Gene Ontology annotation, cellular component: proteasome regulatory particle, base subcomplex. The record is from RefSeq and is a predicted model, not a curated record. Gene Ontology annotation, molecular function: ATP hydrolysis activity; ATP binding; proteasome-activating activity. Bases 1 to 1386 code for a protein of 461 amino acids.